Rosa chinensis is the source of this 1240-nucleotide messenger RNA. RefSeq lists its product as uncharacterized. Bases 78 to 1190 code for a protein of 370 amino acids. Lineage: Eukaryota; Viridiplantae; Streptophyta; Magnoliopsida; Rosales; Rosaceae. The transcript has 2 exons. The record is from RefSeq and is a predicted model, not a curated record.
GGGAUAUUUAAGGAAUGUUGGAGACUUGAAGCGAAGAGAAUUCCUAACCCUAAGGUUGUCGAAAAUUGGGGAUCUGAAUGGCGGCGGCGAUGAGGCUUUGCGUGCGGCGGGGUGCGGCGACGAUGGGUGGAAUGAAAAGAGAAGAGGCGGCAGCAGCGAGCAGGUUUUCAGAAAUAAUCCAGAGAAACUCUACCACUUCGGCACCAGUAGUAGUUACUACGGAGGAGAAAGUGAAAGAGAAAGACAAGACACAGGUGAGGGAACUUGAAAGCUUGAAAAAGGAACGGUCUUCUCUUUGGUCGAAUGUACCACGGAAGAAGACAGACGAGGGACUCGUGGAGCGGGUGUCAAAGAUAAUGGUGAAAGGCGGUUUCUAUCGAUUCUGUGACCGUUCCUAUUCUAGGGAGAGCUGGGACGCGGGGCAGGUAACUACACCAUUCAUUCCCUGCAGGUCUUUCGAGGUUUUAGGCUCUGAUCCGUCAAAGUGGCUGCCUCUGGAGCUGCCUCCAUGUGAUCCCGUCGUCCGCGAUGCUCUAUUACCUGAAAUUAACUUUGAAUAUCUCGUAGCCGGUCCCUAUAUCCUUCGUUGGGUUCGGGAGUAUGGCGGAGCUUUGCGGUUUGACGUCACUCGGCCCGAACAAGGGUGGACAGAGGUAGACGUUCCUGAUUUAAUUUAUGCAUUGGAUGAUGCUGAAAUGUUGCUAAUCGAGUUGCAGGCUGAAAUGUUGCUAAUCGAGUUGCAGCAAAGUUACCGUGAUGGCUACCUAAUCUUCGCCUGUAAGAGGGGAAGAUAUAGAGGUUUUGACAAAAAGGUUGAGCAUGAGAUACAAGUUGUCCUCUUGUCGCAGGAAUGUGAUUCUUCCAAACGUAUGCAACCUCUGCCCCUGCUGCCACUGUUGCCUCAUGAUUUUGGGAACAUAGCUGAAUGGAAUUUUCUCCAUCUAGGAGGUCAAAAAGUCCAACUUGCUCUCGAUGGCUCUGGAAUCCCCCAGCGGGGUGGUCUACCCUAUGUUAUAUUGAUAACAUUUGAAUAUGAAAUAAUUGCCACCGAGGAGGGCGAUGUCUUGGAUGUCAAGUGCACAGUGCGUACUAUUAGCCAUCACGAGGUGCAUCACCAUCCCCACAAGUUGUACCGGCCGACAUUAGCUUCCACAGAUACUUUAUGCAUCAAUAGGUCCCUCAUGCGCUAGUAAUAUGGUUGGGCUUUGUGGGCUUUUUUAGGCCGGGCCUUGCGGACUUU